CGCCGGAGACAUCAUCUGAAGAUGUGUUCGAAAGAAUUGGGGGCACAAACUCCACGAGGCGGCCGCCUGAGGACGGCAGGAAGGGUAUCAACGGAGGGGGGCCAACGAGGAAGCCCUUGGAGAACCAGAACCGAUGGUAAGGGUUGAAGAGCGGGCCGGAGGAAACGUCAUCAAAAUCGAGGACCUGAUUGCCAACCUCUGUGGUACCGGUGCAGAUAGGCGUCGGGACAGGCGUCAAUGUGGGUGUGCUGGAUGUUGCAGUUGUGUUGACGUAGCGCCUCUGAACUCCGCCAGGCUGGACAAGAGAGGUAAAGACUCCAGUAGUGAAGACCUGGACAACAGAGCUCUGCACGACAACGCUCUGCCAAGUGGAGACAGAGGGAAUGCCGGCAGGAGAGACGGUGACAGCAGGGGCAGAGGCCGUGGAUGCGGUUACAAUAGGGCCACCGACGGUGGAAACACCAGCAAUGGUAGAGACUCCGAGAAUGGUGGAUACGCCAAUGAUGGUAGAGACAAUGGCAGAGCCAGCAGCACCGCCAGUGACAGCGACGUCCGAGGCAGAGGCGAGGAUGGUAUCGACUUUGGUCACCAGAGACUCGUAAGGGAACGUGUACGUGGUAGUCUCAUCUGCAACGACAUUGAUGAAACUGCUGGUGAGCACGGUCGUGGAAGUGGACUCGGAACUGGUGCAUAAAGUUGAUGUUGCAGCGCCAGGAAGAGCAUUGUCAACCGUCGAUGACAGCGGCCAGAGAGUGAUGACAGAAGGCGAGUUCUGAG
This is a messenger RNA of Colletotrichum godetiae, 777 nucleotides long. RefSeq lists its product as uncharacterized. The record is from RefSeq and is a predicted model, not a curated record. The coding region runs from base 134 to 694 and encodes 186 amino acids. The transcript is spliced from 2 exons. Lineage: Eukaryota; Fungi; Ascomycota; Sordariomycetes; Glomerellales; Glomerellaceae.